Molecule: messenger RNA, 2082 nt
Organism: Saccoglossus kowalevskii
Lineage: Eukaryota; Metazoa; Hemichordata; Enteropneusta; Harrimaniidae
Product: kelch-like protein 23
Molecular function (GO): protein binding
Source: RefSeq, a predicted model, not a curated record
AUGAACAAAUUGAGGCAGGAUAACCGUCUCAAUGAUGUAACUCUCUCGGUUGCCGGUAAGUGUUCGCCAUGCCAUGCCGUGGUACUUGCCGCAUCUAGCUCAAAGUUAAGGGACGAGCUUUUGAAAAAUGACGACCACGUCACAAGUUCCUCUAAAAGAAAACGCAUAGAACUUGAGCAAAUUGACUCGGACAGUCUCGGACAUAUAGUUCAUUAUAUGUAUUCUGGUAGGUGUUGCAAAGCCAACAAAUAUAAAAUUAUCGAGACAGCAGCUACGGUACUUGACAUCACAACCACCCGAGACGACCCAGGCUCUACGCAACAAAUGCCAGAAAACAGCGCCAACACGCGACAGACCAGUGACGAAUAUAUUAAUUCCUUUCUAACGGAACUUGGCAAAUUAAGGCAGACCGAAUCGCUAACUGACGUUGCCAUCGAAACCGAUAAUCACACAAUACCAUGCCACCGCUGCGUUCUUGCUGCGUGUAGUGAUUUCUUCCUGGCGAUGUUUUCCAGCGAACUAAGUGAGAGUAAAGCCGAAACUGUACGAUUGCGUGAAAUCGACAGCGAUAUUGUGAAAUCGCUGGUUGAAUUUGCAUAUACUGGACACUUGGAACUGAAUGGGGAAAGUGUUGAGGGUUUGUUGAUAGUUGCCAACCAACUACAAUGGAGGGAAGUGGAAGACGUGUGCGUCGAAUUCCUAGAAGAAAGGCUUGCAACGUUCAACUGCUUGGGUAUAUUUCAUUUGGCCGAGUCGCUGGGUUACAGCACACUCUCAAAAAAGGCAAAAGAAUUCGGUUAUGCCAACUUUUCAAAAGUUUGUCGCGAAGACGAAAUACUGGAAGUCGAUAUUGAGCAUCUGAUAGACCUUCUGUCUGACGACGUCAUCAUAGAUAGGGAAGAAACCGUAGUUAAUUUGAUAAUACGGUGGAUCGAGUCGAACCAAAGUAGAUACGAGGAGAUUCCAUACCAGCAGUUUGCCGAACUGAUUCACGUGGACGCAUUGUUUGCAGGUCGUAUAACAAAUGAAAAUGCGACCGUAGUAGCCAACUUGUCGCGAAUGGAAUCGCUCCAAAUCGUGGCGCCAAGACAACGCCGUAUUUAUCACCAGGUUCUCGCCUUCUUCGGGAGUUAUGAAAUGGACAAAAGACAGAGGAAUGUAGAAAUAUAUAACCCCCGAACGAAAAAAUGGAGAAUGUUAUCAGUACUUCCUAGUUCCGCGGACGCUUUUAUUUCGUCCGUUGUUCCGAUAGGUCACGAUAUAUGGGUGUCUACUUUGAAACGCAGUACGUGGAUAUAUUCGCCCGUAAAUGACGAAUGGAAAGAAGUGCGCCAACAGCCGGGGAGAGUACUAAACCUCUAUGCUGCCGUUUACCACUGCGGCCACCUUUACAUCAUUGGUGGUAGCAAUUUCCACACUAACGUUGUCAAGGCAACCGUCGAUCGCUACGACCGGGUGAAAGAUUCCUGGAAGGCUAUGGCACCACUGCUGUCAGCUGUCGGCACCAAAGCCGCGGUGACCUGGCGAUCGUACAUCUACGUCAUCGGAGGUUGGAACGGCACAGUGUACACCAAUCAGGUACAACGUUAUGACAGCCUCCGUGACACCUGGGAGUUCGUCGCACACUGCCCUGCUCGAGACACGUGUGGCAUCGGUGCCGCCACAGUGGGGGAUUUCAUCUAUGUCGUAGAGGGCGGUGACACAUUCCGCUAUGAUCCACAAGAGGAUGAAUGGUCGAAGAAGAGCAGCACAAACCACCCACGAUCCGACUUCAACCUGGUCACGUACAACGGUUACAUGUGCGUCCUUGGUGGUGUACAUCUCGGCCAACACAUACGAAGCAUUGAGCAAUACGACCACCGCUUGGAUUGCUGGAAGAUCCUCGACACUUUGGAGGAUUUUACCAUCUUCUCCUAUCCGCGUUGUGUCGCAAUUCAGCAAUCGAUUGUCCAUAGAGAUGCAUACAAGUACAGCUUAGCAUCCAACUCGAAUCAGACACAAGGACAACGCAUCGUACGCAAAUCAAGUUUUAAAAUGCCUACAGAUUCCUCCGUGUCAUCUCUUGUUUUGUCGCUAACUUAA